GCGCGCAGGUUGCAUGCAACAGAGCGAGCGUUGUAUAUUCAUUGAGCGCAGCGCUCAUAAUUUUAUUAAUAAUAUUAUUAUUUGUUUGGUAAUGAAAAAUGGCUGGUGCUCUCUACAGUUUAGCGCGUACGAAAAAUUUGAUAGCUUUGAAAAAAUUGAGUGAAUCUCUGGCGACGCCUUCGUUGCAUUGCAUUAACAAUUGUCGGCUUCAAAUUAGAUGUAUAAAUCCACGUAAUACACCACUAGUUACCAAUAUAGAUGUGUCCAAACUAACAGAUUUUGAAAAGUCAAAAAAUCCUGAAGAAUGGCGUUACGUCGAACGCUGCUUCCCUAUUAAAGUGGUACCUUCUCCCAAGCAUUUUGAUGGAACAGCUCCAUCAGGAUGGAUACCUCCAAGAGAACACUCGAAAUCUCAUCCCUUUUUCGUGUCAAGAACAAAAAACUAUAUGCUACCAGUUUAUUUACUUAUUUCAUUUAGAGGCUCACGACAUAUUACUGUAAUUAAAAAAAUUGAUGGUAAUAUCUGGCAAUUGGAAAGUGAAAUUAAAACAUAUCUUGAAAGUAUAUCAACAAAAUAUUAUAAAAAAAUAGCUAGUCGUGUUAAUGAAAUGUCAGGUCAAAUACGAUUUAGAGGAGAUCACGUAGAGAAUAUUAAGCAGUGGUUGAUUACAAAAGGAUUUUAAACCCUACAAAUCAAGUAUUAAAUCAAUAUUAUUUGAUAUUUUGUUUGUUACUCUUAAUUUUAUAGUA
Ceratosolen solmsi marchali is the source of this 750-nucleotide messenger RNA. RefSeq names its product mitochondrial ribosomal protein L49 (gene mRpL49). Gene Ontology annotation, biological process: translational initiation; translation. Bases 99 to 683 code for a protein of 194 amino acids. Gene Ontology annotation, cellular component: ribosome; mitochondrial large ribosomal subunit. Lineage: Eukaryota; Metazoa; Arthropoda; Insecta; Hymenoptera; Agaonidae. The record is from RefSeq and is a predicted model, not a curated record. The transcript has 3 exons. Gene Ontology annotation, molecular function: translation initiation factor activity; structural constituent of ribosome.